Messenger RNA from Manihot esculenta (cassava), 2136 nucleotides. RefSeq names its product crossover junction endonuclease EME1B. NCBI's taxonomy places the organism in Eukaryota, Viridiplantae, Streptophyta, Magnoliopsida, Malpighiales, Euphorbiaceae. Gene Ontology annotation, cellular component: Holliday junction resolvase complex; nucleus. Bases 70 to 1653 code for a protein of 527 amino acids. Gene Ontology annotation, molecular function: nuclease activity; DNA binding. The transcript has 12 exons. The record is from RefSeq and is a predicted model, not a curated record. Gene Ontology annotation, biological process: DNA repair.
ACAGCCCAUAGCCACUAGCCAGAAGCAAAAACACUCCACUCUCGAAUUGGCUUUUUCACAUUUGCUUCAAUGUCUGAUCCAAUCAUCAUCUCCGACGAUGAAGACCAAAAGACUCCGGUACCAUUUCUCUCCAAAAAACCCAGAACCUUGUCUGACCCCUUCCCUACAAUUCUCGUGCUCGACGAUGAUCCAACACCUCAGAAAUUUCAGCCUGCCUCCUCCUCCUUCUCUUCCACUCCCUCUUUCGUCGCCGAGACUCCAAUGUCUGAUCUCUCAAUCGUGAAAUGCACAAAAAGAUCUUCAAAUUCCCAAAUUGGAGUUUCCAAUUGCGACCCAAAGCCCUCAGGAAAUUGUGGAUUUAUGUGUUUGGAAUCCGAAAAUGAGGAAUCAGAAAGCGAGCCUGUAAUGGAAAAUCAGAAGAACAAAACAAUGGCUGAUAGUGAUGAUGAGAAAGACAAGAUGGGUUGGUGUUCUAGACUAUUUGGUUCCACUGAUUUGCUUGAUAGUGACCCCAGUAAUUGGGAUCCACAUUCUUCUAUAUCAACUGUCAUUGUGGAAGAACACUUAUCAGGGGAUGGUAAUCCAGCUCAAGCAACAGGGGACGCUUCUUCCCAACCAGUUUUCUUACAAGGUGAUAUUGAUCAGGUAAGUAGUCCUGAUGGAGAAAAUUUUAGCAUGGAACGGAGGAGUAGGACUGUAAAACAAACCACAACUGAUGUUAAUUAUGACAAGAAUAUCAUGAAGAAAGGUGCAGGGAAGAAGAAGAUGUCAAAAGAGGAAAGAAUCCAAUUAGCAGAAGAAAAAAAGCUCAAGAAAGAACAAGAGAAGUUGCAAAAAGCAGCUCUGAAGGCUCAAACUGCAGAGCUGAAAAAAUUGGAGAAGGAAAAGCAGAAGUGGGAAAAAGGAAAGUUAGCCCUAAAAUCUAUAGUUGCUGAGUUUGACACUAAGAUAGUUGAACAGGGGUCAGUUGGAGGACAUUUGCUUACGAGGUUUGCUGAGAAAGGUCUUACAUACCGCAUAACAUCAAAUCCAAUUGAAAAGUCUAUUAUUUGGAGUAUGAGUGUUCCAGAACAUAUUUUGCAGCUUUCUCCUGAAGGAACUGAGGUGCGAUAUGUGUUACUUGUAUAUGAGGCCGAGGAGUUUUGCAAGCUUGUUAUAAAUGAAUCACUUCUGGGCCAUGUUACUAGAGUUCAAAAUCGUUAUCCAUCUUAUACAAUUUGCUAUCUCACAAAUAAGCUGAUGGCUUAUAUAAAUAAAAGGGAAAAGGAACAAUACAAGAACCCAGAAAAUGAUGAUGCUUGGAGAUGUCCACCUGUUGAAGAGGUCCUGGCAAAACUGACCACUCAUUUUUCCAGGGUACACUAUAGGCAUUGUAGAGAUGAAGCUGAACUUGCUGAACAUAUAGUGGGUUUGACAUGUAGCCUGGCAACUUGCCAAUUUAGAAAUAAAUUAACGCGACUAUCUGUGAAUGCUAAUGGUUCCCUUAUCCCUAAAGAUUCUGUUGACAAGGAUUUAAUAAAAAAGAGUCCAUGGUUAAAAGCGUUGGUUGCUAUCCCAAAGGUGCAGCCACGACAUGCUGUUGCUAUAUGGAAGAAGUAUCCUACCAUGAAAUCUCUUUUGCGUGUUUACAUGGAUCCUAGCAUAUCGUUGUAGCUUAAGUGUCCAGUAUAUUUUAGACUUGCAUCCGGGACAAAUGUUAUGCGAGGAUGGAAUUGGAAAUGAAUACUGCUCUACUUUGGAAAGGAUUCUUUCGUACUUUGAUUCUGAAAUACAUGUUUUCUGAGUGAAGAAUAGAAAAUGUAUCCUUAUUUCACAAAGCUUCUGGGUUUGCAAGGGUCAGAGUUGCCUAUUGUACUCAACUUUCUCCUACCCUUUUUCUGGGUGACCAUAUCCUCGGUGUGAAAAAUACAGCGAUUAGCUUUAUAUUAUCUUGGUUUCUGUGGAAGGGGUAACAUAUCAUGUUAAGACAUUUUUCUCUCCCAUCAAAUGGCAGGUCCAUGACAAGGAAUUUCUGCUUGAGGAUUUGACCACAGAAGGUUUACUUGGUGGUGAAAGAAGAGUAGGUCAGAUUUGUUCUAAGCGAGUCUAUAGAAUACUUAUGGCUCAAAGUGGAAGCAUCAAAACUGAUGAUGUUGA